Messenger RNA from Girardinichthys multiradiatus, 7081 nucleotides. RefSeq names its product high mobility group AT-hook 2b. Lineage: Eukaryota; Metazoa; Chordata; Actinopteri; Cyprinodontiformes; Goodeidae. Gene Ontology annotation, molecular function: DNA binding; transcription coregulator activity. The coding region runs from base 360 to 707 and encodes 115 amino acids. Gene Ontology annotation, cellular component: chromatin; nucleus. Gene Ontology annotation, biological process: regulation of DNA-templated transcription. The transcript is spliced from 6 exons. The record is from RefSeq and is a predicted model, not a curated record.
UUUAAUAGAGAAAGUAUGCAUUGCAUACUGCUCUGCUGCAACCCCCCACUAUACUGCAUCUGGGGUAUUCGUGACUGGACGUGUGGGGGGAUCACACACAUUUCCGAUUAGGAGGGAGAGAGAGAGAGAGACAGAGAGAGAGAGAGAGAGAGAGAGACAGAGAGAGAGAGAGAGAUUACCAUUUCAUUCCAGCCAAUGAGACAGGCGAUACUCUAAGAUUUUCAUAGUUGUGCAGGAGAACAGAGUGAGCGGAGUGUGUGUGAACUUCCAGGUAAAGCUGCAAACCGACCUAAGCCUCAGAGGCCGCUGCUCCAGGCUUUGAUGCCCACACUUUUUAAAGCAGGUGGACAGACGCAGGCAUGAGCGACAGUGGGACCAAAGAGCCGUCUCCUCAGUCGAGCACAGCCCAGUCGCCUGAGGAACCCCAGCGCAGGGGCAGAGGUCGUCCUCGGAAACAGCAGCAGGAGCCCGUUGGACCACCGACCCCAAAGAGACCGAGAGGACGACCAAAAGGCAGCAAGAGCAAAGGCCCCAGAACUGCACUGAAGAAAGUAGAGCCUGUUGGAGAGAGGCGGCCACGAGGGCGACCGAGAAAAUGGCCCCGGAAAGUUGUUCCCGAAGUGACUGAAGAGCAGCAGGGCCCUUCUGAGGAGGCCAAGGAGGGCCCCUCGUCAUCUCAGGUGCCUGCGCAGGAGGUAUCGGAGUAGAUGGGAUACCUCUAUAUCUACCUCAGUGUUUGGCCUCAAGCAAACAGGGGUACAGUCUGACUCCCUAUCUGUGAUGGGAAAUCAGGAACACACACAUUUACACACACUCACACACUCAAAAAGAAAAUCCUCGCAGACAGCAGUUUCCUCUCCUGAUCUAAACAGCACCAUGGAUUUGUCGUUGCUUUGAGUAUUUGAUCGUUUGAUUAAGCCUUUUUUAAAGGUAUGGUUCCAACUUUUGGGAAAACCAUUUUAUGUUUAGAAAGGUGGAAAAACUAAAAGAAAAACAUACUCUUAGCAUCUUAGAAAGGAAUGGGCCAUUGCUUCUCAACAUGACAGCAUGAAUGUGCCUUCUAAACUAUAGCAAAGCGAUAUAGCACAGGUUCUCCAACAUAGAGCACCCUCCAUAGUUAUUGGUAAAAUAAAUUCAAAAGUAAAACCUCAAAGUAAGCAAAACAACCCUGCAAACCUUCCUUACAACCCCACUCACUGUGUGUGGUGGCUAGAUACACUUGAGUUCCCAUCCACAAUUGUUUGUCACAAUUUCAGUGGUUUCAAACUUUUAAUUUUGCAACUAAAUAUUUUUAAUAAGUGGCUAUUUUCAUUUAACCGUUUCCAUUUAUGAUGAUCAACGUCCCUUGUAUUUCCCAUUUUGAAAGGAUGGCUAAAGGAAAUGGGCCCCUUUUAAUGGAUUACUAAGUAAAACGUACAUUAAAAAAGCUUUAGUUACAUUUCAUAUAUAGGAUUAACUUUAACAAUUAUUUCCUACACUUAGAUUUUUUUGCUAUACACUGAAUAAAUGUACUCAAAUUAAAAGUUUACUACAUUUUUCCAGUGUAAGAUUAUGCUUCUGAAAUAAAAGAUGAAUUUAUUUCUUUACCAUGGGUGCCAAUAAAUGUGGAGGGUACUAUAUGUAUGAGUACAGAUUCUAUAAUCAAUCAGUUAGAGAUCAGAAUCAGACAUAUUUCUUUAAUUCAGCUCUGAAAGCUGUUCAGGAGGUCACAUCACAAAAUUUGACUUUUUUUGUUUACUUUUCAUUAAAUGUAUCAGAACUGAGAACUAUAGGUGCAUCAAUCAACAGCAUCUACUUUGAUGGACCUUUUUGGAGUCUGAUAAAGAAUCAGAUAAAGGUUAGAGGCAUAUUGCUUUAAUGUACGAUGUCCUCGUUGUCUGUUUGAUUCAAAACUGCUACCUCUUUGUUUUAAAAGAACUGCUGCACAUUUCUUUUUUUUAUGUGCUAUAUUCUUUAGUAAAAAAAAAAAUCGAAAUUGAUCAGAAUUUGAAUAGGCUUAUCAGACCUCAAGGAAAACCGGAAAAAUCUGUCUCGGCCCGGAAAAGCCUGAUUUAUGCAUCUCUAAACAUGAGUCCUAUUUGAAACAUUUAAGUUUCCCUUGUGCCUUCUAGCCCCAUAUUACUCUAUUAGCUUGAAAGUGUGCAAUAAUUAUUGGUUUAACAUCCCACCAAUUAAAUGCACUCUGAUCAAGUCACUAAAACAUGUCACUGUGGGGUUCUUCACAUUUCUCCAUAUAGGUGAAUUUCAACAAGCUUCUAAGAUCAGUAAUAAUCCUUUGUGAGUUUUUUAGUUCAUAAAGAUAAAGCAGAAUUUAACUAAAUGUUUAAAAUUAGGUGGGUUGAUUCUUUUACUUCAGUUUAUGAGGACCAGCAAAUUUAGCAAUCCAUCUAAUUUAGUCUUUCACUCUAAUAUUUUGUUUUUAUGAGGAGCUGAAAGAAUGUUUCUCCCUUAAAGUGGAACUAUUCCUUUAUUAUGCCAGCUGUCCUGAGCCUCUCGGUGAGAUUUUUUGCAUGUGUGGGAACGCAUGUCUGUAUGUUUUGUGCUGGUAUGGAGAGAGAAACACAGAGAAAGACAGAAAGAGAGGGGCAGAUUUAUGUGCUUAACUUAAACAAUGGACAAAAGUAACCAAACUGAACCAUGUUUUAGCACAUUUCUUAUCAGCUGUUUUAAACUUGACAUUUUUACACCAAUGUAACAGCAUAAACAUGGCGAGCUGAAUUCAUUCUUCUGGUGUGAAACGUUUGACUUCAAAUUGAAAUAUCCAUUUUCAGAGAUAUUAUUUCUUAACUUCAGCUCCAAACGUCAGUGGAAUUACACUGAGUUAAUCCUUCCAAACAGAAAGUGACCGAUUUAAAUACAAAGGUUGGAAUGAAUAUUUCAUUUUGAAACAAAAGGAAAAAAAACUUCAUAAAUACUUGAGUCAACUGUAGUGUUGACGUAUCAUUUUUACCACUCUCAGGAUUUCACUUUUUUAACAGUGCUCUUACGUCAUUUUUGAAAACCUCAGGUACAUAUCUAUUCAGGAACAUGAUAUCUACUCAGUAAUAAUUGUGGUGCUGUGUUUGUUGUGCGAUUCUGAUCUGUAUUUGACAUUAACAGUAUGCCUUGACUCAAAGACCUCAUGAAAAACCUCAGUCAGCCUCAGCCUCUUGAUCUCUCAUUCUACCUCAGCAACACAAAAAGACAGAAGAUCCUCCUGCAAUGCUAUCCUUCACUCCCUCAGAAGUGAUACUGUAUGCCCAAACACACAUAUACACACACACACACAUACACACAUGUACCAGCACAAAUAAACACCACAAACAAGUUUCAGGGCUACAUGCCAACAAACCAACACACACACACAAGUAACAAGAGGAUGUUACACUCCAGCAGAGGUGUACAAAUAAAGUAUCAAUAUCAUUUCAUAAAAAAUAACUGUAUCUGAUUAAAAAAAAAACUGAAGUGAGACUGAUCUCCUGGGAAUUAAAGUGCAGCCAAUAGUUUACAACAACUUGAUGAAAUACUUGCCUUUUAGAGUGUAGUACCUUAUGAAAACCUGUAUUUUUUGGGGGUGGGGGGGGGAUGUGUUAUUCUUUUUCUUAUUUUAACUACAUUAUGUAUUUUUUCUCUGAUUCUUACACUGUAAAAUGUAUGUGUGACACUCUUAAUUCAUGGCAGCAAAAAAGCCGCAUCGUGCUGAAAUACAUGAAUUGAUGCUGACCUCAACGGCUGUUUGUACUUGACCCAUUUGUGCUACAAUAACACAACACGAUUGUACUUAACUGAUUGUGAGUUUUAUUGCCUAUGAGUUAAAUUUUUUACUACUCCAAGGUGAAAAAUGUGUGUUCCAGCAAAUUUUUUGCUUCAAAGGAUGAAAUUUGUUUCUGAUCGUAUAGCCCCUUGCAAAACCCAUCAUAGCCUUUUCAACUUCUUCACCCUUUGUCAAGUUUUAAUGUAUUUUAUUUGGAUUGCAUGUGAUAGACCAACAAAGUGAAGUGCAUAUUCGACAUAGUUUUUAGCAUAUUUUAGAAAUAAAAAUUUAAAAAAUGUAAUGUAUAUUUGUAUUCUGAGUCCCUACCUUGUUGAACCACAUUUUGCUGCUAUUACGGCUGCAUGUCUUUUAGGGUAUGUCUUUACCAGCUUUGCACACUGAAAGUCUGUCAUUCUUCUUUGCAAAUUAGCUCAAGCUCAGUUAGACUGGAAGGAGAGCUUCUCUGAACAUCAGUUUUGUAGACUUGCCUUAAAUCUUUGAUUCGAUUUAGGUUUGGACUUAGCCAAGGCCAUUCUAACAAGUUAAUAUCCUUUGUAGCUCUGUAUGUUAAGAGGUCAUUGUCCUGCUGAAAUGUGACCGUCCUCCCAGGGCUCCAGUCUUUUGCAAUCUGCUCUAUAAUAGCUCCAUCCAUUUCCCCAUCCGCUCUGACCAGCCUCCCUGUCCCUGCUGAAGAAAAACAUCCCCACAGCAUGGUGCUGCCACCACCAUGUGUGACUGUGGUGAUGGUAUAUUCAGGGUGAUGUGCAGUGUUUAUUUACUGCAACAAGCAGCAUUUAGCAGGUUGUCCAAAUAGUUUAUUUAUGAUCUCAUCUGAGCACACCACCUUCUUUCAGAUAUUUGCUGCCUUCCCUCCAUGACUUAUUACAAACUUUACACAGGACUUCCUAUAGUUUUUAAUAAAAAAUGGCUUCAUUUUUACCACCCUUCAAUAAACGUCAGAUUUGUGAAACGUAGCACUAUUAUUAGUCCUGUCAACAGAUUUUCCCACCUGAGCUGUGGAUCUCUGUAGCUCCAGCAGACUGCUUCUCAGAUUAAUGCUCUCCUUGCCCUACAUGGCAGUAUAGGUGGAUGGCAAUGUCUUAUUAGGUUUGCAGUUUUGCCAUACUCUUUUUUUUUAGAGAUGAUGGACUAAACGGUGCUCUGCGAGAAGUUCAAAGCUUGGGAUGUUGUUUUAUGACGUAACCCUUCUUUAAACUUCACAACUGAAUAAAGGUUUUAUUCCUAAAAAAAAAUAAAAAACAUGCAUCCUUUCCUUGUGUUGGUCUACCACAUAAAAGCCCAGUAAAACACAUUGAAGUUUGUGGUUGUAAUGUCACAAAACAUCUAAAAGGUUUAAUGAGUAUUAAUACUUGUGCAAAUCACUGUAUAUAGCUUCAAGCAAGCACACAAGAUUUUAUUAGUUGGACAUAAAACACUCAUUAGGUUCACUGAAACCACAUUAUCGUAGAGAAAGGAUUCAAAUAAAAAAACCUUGACUAAGAGGUUAGCUACUUUUUCCUGAUAAGAUAUUUCGCUUCUGUUUAAUUCCAUGUCGACAGGAAAUAACAUACAACUCACUGAAAUCCUAAGGCAUGAACUGUAAACCUGCAUGUCACCUGUAGGUGUGGUCUUAAUUUUUAGAUUUGACAUCUGUGAAGUCAUAAGAAGGAGAAGGUUCGAAUUUUUUAAGUGGGAUAUUUAUCAGCAGUCAGUACCUUACCUGUAUCAGAGAGCUGUCUGAACUAACUGAGUUUGGAGAAGUGGGGGUUAGAAAAGUUGAGGUUAAAGCUUGUACAUUUAGUUAAAUGCCUAUUUGUGAUCCAUCUAUCAUGAGUAAAGGUUCAUGUGAAGUUUAUGUUAAAAUAGGUCAUACUAAGUGUGCCAAGUCAGAGUGAAUAACUAAAGCAACAUUUGUUUGGUAUAUAAGAACAUUUUGUAAUGCAGGGCUGUGAAAUUCCAGUCUUUAAGAGCUAGUUCCUUGCAUUUUUGAGAUGUUUUCCUGGUUGAACACACUUGAUUUAAAAGGAUGGGCCUUGCCUUUCUUUUGAAGGGUCUGACAACAGGCCAGGGAGAUAGUGAACUGUUAGCAUCAGGUGUGUUGGAGCAGGGACCCAUCUAAAACAUGAAGGAAACUGCCCCUUGAGGAUCAGAGUUGCUCAUCUUUGCUUUAGGGGUUCAAAUAAAAGUGUGUUUAAAUCAUUUCUAAGCUGCUUUACAUACUUUCUAGCAUGUAGUCACUGACUGAGUAAAUUAACACUAUUUGUAAUGUUAUCCGUAAGGGACGCUGGGUCAAUAUACCCUCCAGUGUUAGUAGCGUCACAUCUGAAAUAAAAUGUAAAAUGAUUGUGAUUUUAGUUAGCAGUGAUCUGACAGCUGAAAUCUUCAGACAGCCUUCUUCCUAAGAUAAAGUACUGAUUGCUGAUAACUGCACCACAGAACCCCACAUUAGUUAACCCACAUUGACUCUCCAAUAGAUGCCCAGCUUUCAAAAUAGGUAAUCUAAAAUGUUUUGACACCUUGUUUUUGUCUUACACUGACAAGUGUUAUAUUACAAUUUUUACAGUUUCGUUUAAUCAAGUGUCUCAAAAAUUUAUCAAGCAUGACCUCGAACCUUUUACGUUGCUUAUUACUUGAAUAUUACCCAUUAUUUACUUUAUAUUUAAACAUUUCUUCCUUUUUUUCACUGAUACAUCAUUAAUUUUAUGUAUUUCAGCACUGUUGCCUAAACUGCUGCCACAUUACCGAUUUAUUAAAUGUUGCAUUGACUUUACUUAUUUAGCCCUCCUGGACUACCUCUGAAGAGAACCAAGCCUGUGUCAUUUUUUAGGGAGACUUGUGGCCUUUUAAGGCCAGAAGCUUCCAUCAGACCUGCAGGCAGCGUGGAUCAUAAAACCUUGAAAUAGCUUUCGAAUAGUACUGCAGUAGUCCUCACACACAUCUCAUCUCACUAUAAUGAUAUGACCAGAAGUGAAUGAGAGUCAGCCUGAAAGGUGCCUCUUAAUUUAACUCCAGCUAAGUCAAUGUGUUAUUUUACACAAGCUGUGUUUGGAUAUUUACUCUCUCUAUAAGGGGACAAUGUUGUUUUGUGAUCUUAUUGCUAGUGAUUUAGUUACAUACAGUACUUGAUCUAUUUUCAACUAUUGAAAAGUUGAACUGUAACUUGAGAAAUCAUCUUAUAUGCCUUACCUUUAACACAAUGUAAUAGUUAUGUUAUUGAUAUGUCCUCAUCCACUUCUUUAAUAUAACUCACAAACCUGUGAUAUAUAUUUUGUUAUGAUUCUUUAUGUUGUGAUUUGUGUUACUUUGCUUCUAUAUCGCUUAUAAAUAAAAAUAAAAAUAUCACACUCA